AGGGGAGGCGGUGUGGAACGGAGGGUGAGAAGAGGGGGCUGAGAUGCUCGUUUCAGCACCGCGGACAGCUCCCGGUGAAAGCAGCCAGCUGCAGCGGUUCUCUCCUCUCCGCUACUCUGGAAAAGAAGAGAACAAUCAAAUUUGAGAUAUUUUUUCACCUCUAUAAGACCGAAAAUAAGAUUUUUUUCGAGGAGGGGACUAAGUUUAAUUCAGUCCGGAUCAGGCGACAUAUUUGUAGCGAGAGGCUACAGACAAAACCAUUACAGGACUCCCGAGGUUUGCGUGUGCAAUCUCUGCGAAGUUUCUCGCCACUGAAAGGUAUUCUGCCUUCUCCCACUGGUCUGCACAGCCCGGAAAAUCGGUUGGUGUUCAAGGGAAGUUGAAGAGAAAGUGACACCACAUCAGCACCUUAUCCUGGUUGGACUAUAUCCUAAUAUAAGUUGUUCUUUUUUCGUUUACCCAGUUCUAUUGCGUAAUUUUUGGUUGUGUGUGUGCAGAAGGAUUUAUAUUUCUUGGAUAAUACUUCUAGUAGCAAAUAGGCAAGCAAGACAAGUUUUUUUUCUUCAUUCGGUGCUAUAGGCAUCGUACAGCCUCCAGCCUGCAGAACCACCGGUCCACCCCACCACCACCUCCUCCCCAUGUAAUGCUCUUACAUUAGCCACUGAUGCAAGGCUUUGAUGCGCCCGGAUACAUUUCUCUCUCGCAGCACUGAUUCUUUCCUCCUCCAAGUCGCCCGUCUCAGCCUUCUUUCAAUUUAACAAUCACAAAGGGACGCCCCGGACUGCAAUCCUCCCCCCAUUUUCGACAACUGCUACAGACUGGUAGGUGAUAAUGGCAAUGGAUCGAUGAUAAAUGCUUAUUUAGAUUAUUGUUGGAUGAAGUUGGAGGCCCUGCAUCCACACAAAAUAACCAAAGUCACAGCUUAGCAACUUUUAACAUCCUGAUCCGUCGCUUUUUCUUCUUUUUUGAGACUUGCUGUAGAGAUAGGUGUAGUAGUUUGUAGCAGUCCAUGACGGAAACGAUGGCGCUGAGUGGAAACUGUAGGACUAACCCCAAAGAGCAAGCAUCAGUUCAGAACAGUUUCCCAGAUGUUGUUGAAUUAAACGUAGGGGGGCAGGUUUAUUACACCCGUCACUCGACUUUGGUGGGCACCCCGAAUUCAUUACUCGGUAAGCUAUUCUCCUCCAAAAAAGAUGCAUCUAAUGACUUGGCGAGAGACCCCAAGGGCCGUUAUUUCAUUGACAGGGACGGGUUUUUAUUCCGAUAUGUGUUGGACUACCUCCGAGACAAGCAAGUCGUCCUCCCGGACCACUUCCCGGAGAAAGGGAGACUCAGGAAAGAGGCGGAGUACUUCCAGUUACCCGACUUGGUGAAGCUCCUGACCCCUGACGAUAUCAAGCACAGCCCGGACGACUACUUCCACAGCGACUAUGAAGAUGGGUCGCAGGGCAGCGACAACCGGCAGUGUCCGCCGCCCUCUCUCGUCCCAGCGGACAGAAAGAGCGGCUUCAUCACGGUGGGGUACCGGGGUUCGUGCACCAUGGGCCGAGAGAGUCAGACCGACGCAAAGUUCAGGAGGGUGCCUCGGAUACUGAUAUGUGGGCGGGUCGCCCUUGCCAAAGAAGUUUUUGGGGAGACCCUGAACGAGAGCCGGGACCCGGACAGAACCCCGGAUCGGUACACCUCUCGGUUUUACCUCAAGUUCAAGCACUUGGAGAGGUCUUUUGACAUGCUGUCGGAGUGUGGUUUCCAAAUGGUGGCCUGCAACUCAUCAGUCACAGCCUCGUUUGUCAACCAGCACACAGAGGACAAGAUCUGGUCGAGCUACACAGAAUACGUCUUCUACCGUGGUCCAUCACGUUGGUCCUCCCCUCCAUGUGACUGCUGCUGCAAGAACCACAAGGGCGACGGAGAGGGCGAGAGCGGCACCUCUUUUAAUGAGCUCUCCACCUCCAGCUCUGAGAGCCAGUCAGAAGCCAGCUCUCCCCAGGGAACAGUCAUCUGUGGACCGGUCAACCGCCAGUCACACCCUCACGCUAAUGUCCAAACCCUGGACAGGCCUGCGAAAAAGGGCCCCAUUACCAUGCUUCAGCAGUCUGACCAGCGGCGAAAGAGUGACUUGCUGCGCACGCUUACAGCAAGCUCCCGCGAUACCAGCACCUGCAAGAAAAGGCCAGCGAAAGAGAAGCUGACAGUUGAAGAGGAGCUGGAUAAGUGCAUUCAAGACUUCCGCAAGAUCAAGAUCCCGGAGAGGUUCCCUGAGAGGAAGUACAUGUGGCAGGCCGACCUGCUGAGAAAGUACCGCCUCUGAGCCAGGAAACAGGACAGAGGUAGCAGACGCAUAAGGCCAAGGAUCAGUUUACAUGUUUUUUGAUCUUGACUUUUGCAACAAAGGGGAGAUAACAAUUAACUCAUUUGAAUCCACACCUUUAUGCCAGAUGGAUGAAAGUCUACAAAGAAGCUAGUAAGAAGCAUAAAAAAUCUUAUUGACAUAUGUAGUGCAUAUGUGUGUGUGUAUGUAGUUUAGGCCUACUGUAUGUACUUUAAGUAUGUGCUGUACCUUGCUGAAUGCUUCAGAGCUAUGAAUAAUGUAUCCCUGAGGACUAAUCCAAGUGGGCGAAAGACAUCCUCUAUGAACCGAUCAACCAACCGAUUGCUUGCUAAUGGAUAUUUAGCAUUAAUGGGGGUUGCCGAGGGUUUACUGGACUGCACACACUAUCAUCUGUCAAAAUUUCUCUG
This is a messenger RNA of Sander lucioperca (pikeperch), 2739 nucleotides long. RefSeq names its product potassium channel tetramerization domain containing 16b (gene kctd16b). The record is from RefSeq and is a predicted model, not a curated record. Gene Ontology annotation, molecular function: protein binding. Lineage: Eukaryota; Metazoa; Chordata; Actinopteri; Perciformes; Percidae. Gene Ontology annotation, cellular component: postsynaptic membrane; presynaptic membrane. Bases 1010 to 2311 code for a protein of 433 amino acids. The transcript is spliced from 2 exons. Gene Ontology annotation, biological process: regulation of G protein-coupled receptor signaling pathway; protein homooligomerization.